AUGGUCGCAAUCUCAAUGAUUUGGUUUUUUACCAAGCGUAUGCCCAGAAUAUUUGCAUUAGCUUUUAAUUUAAUUUCAAUAUUUCUUUUGAUUUUUCUUCUCAUCGGCUGUUACAACCCGUCAAAUCAGUCAACAUUUCUAGUGAAGUAUAAAUUUGAUGACAACUCACCUUUUUAUACGAUCAUAGAGAAAUCAUAUGAAAAAUCAAAUACAACUCUGGGCUUGGAGGAAGUCAUUAUAAGAUCCGGUUACAUGGGUGUUUGUAUUGAUAACAUUCCCUCCCAAUAUAGCUCUUACAAUAAUAUGACUACAUUCUCCAAUUCAAUUUGCUAUGCAAGAAAGAAUUUAAGCUCGGUUCCCUUAUACAGAGACUUGGAAAUUCAACUCUCAAAUAUUGCAUCUUCCAGCUCCAAAACCCAAUCAAGCGUUGUCUUGAACAUUUUGAAGUUAGCCCAAUUAACUUCGGUUAAUGUUAUACAUCCAUAUGUCUUGAUGGCAACUGUAAUCCUAACAAUCCUAAUGUUUCUAUUUAUUCUGUAUGUAACUGUCCCUAAGUUACCAUUCAAACUAGCGGUUAAUAAAUUUCUACUGUUGCUAAGUUCAACUAUAGUUUUGACAUGGGGUAUUGGUGCGAUGUGGACUCAUGUAGGGAUAAAUGCAAGUUACAGAUUGGUUCCAUCAUCAAGUAUGAAUAUAAUCACUGUCAAGAAGGGCAAGAAGGCAGCAGUAAUGGCUUGGUUUAGCUUUGCAUUCCUCCUUUUAGACAGUGUGGUUUUAUGGUUAAUAUUUUUAAGGGAUAGGAAAAGCUUGAAAGAUGAAAUUGAUAAUGUUCCAUGUGCCCAAAAUAGGUACAAUAACUACUCUUCGGAUUCAUCUACAUUGCAUUCCAAAGUUUAG
Saccharomyces cerevisiae S288C is the source of this 897-nucleotide messenger RNA. RefSeq names its product Fig1p (gene FIG1). The record is from RefSeq and is marked reviewed. Gene Ontology annotation, cellular component: membrane. The transcript has a single exon. Lineage: Eukaryota; Fungi; Ascomycota; Saccharomycetes; Saccharomycetales; Saccharomycetaceae. The coding region runs from base 1 to 897 and encodes 298 amino acids.